Messenger RNA from Alternaria conjuncta, 1224 nucleotides. RefSeq lists its product as uncharacterized. Lineage: Eukaryota; Fungi; Ascomycota; Dothideomycetes; Pleosporales; Pleosporaceae. The coding region runs from base 1 to 1224 and encodes 407 amino acids. The record is from RefSeq and is a predicted model, not a curated record. The transcript is spliced from 2 exons.
AUGGCACCAUCCAAGACGCCCCACCGGCCGAUAAACGCCUACCGAGUCCCUGCCAUGUUGCGCAACCUGUCCUACAAGCUGACCUCAGCACUCUCGUCGUCGGAAGUCCCGACGUUGGCCAAGGACAGCGACGAAUUCACCAAAGCGAAGAAGACGGAGGAGUUGUUCCCGACCACCGACCCCGCGGUAGAUGGCGAUGAUUGCCUACAUGACUGCGCCAGCUGCAGUGUCAAAUACCCGCGCAAAUUUGAGAUUGAUGAGACGGAAGAGCUGUAUGGACACGUGAAGGGAUGGAGUACGCAUCUGAUUGUUGCGACGGGCAAGACGGAUUGGGUGCGCGAUGUCGCAGACGAGAAGGGCAGCAUCAUGGAGGCGGUUGACCGGGGCGAUGCAAAGCCUAGCAAUGGGAAACUCAUGUUAUCCGCCUCUAAUAUGCCCGUCCCAGACCACUCCGAUCACAGUUCCAUGGUACUACUACUACCGUCAUGGCAAUUCAUAGACAAUGUCACGCCUGCGAACAUCCCCGAACUUAUCACCGACUACAUCAACCCUGGUCCUACGAACAAUACCCCAUUGCGCUCAUGGAAAACUGCCGCGCUACCACCUUCAGAAAAGCCGGAAGAGACUUCUUCCGCCGACGCCGACGCGCCCUCCUCCAUACCCCCGUCGAUACCCGCACCCCAACUCAAAGCCCGACCAUGUCCACACAAAUACCUCAUCCUCAUGUGCAGUCAAAAGACACGAGACGCACGUUGCGGCCAGUCAGCUCCUCUUCUACGAAAAGAGUUCGAGCGACUGCUCCGUCCAUUGGGACUAUACCGUGAUCUACACGACGAGCGACCGGGCGGCGUAGGAAUAUACUUUAUUAGCCACGUUGGAGGCCACAAGUUCUCGGCAAACGUCAUGGUAUACCGACAUUCUUCAGUCGUCACACGGCCCGAGAGCACGAAUGGCACUGCCAAUGGACAUACCAAUGGCGCGGAGAAGCGACUCGCGGAGCUCAAGCUUGAAGAUGAUAAUGGGCAGGAGGUUCUGCUGGAUGCUAACAAGGAACAGGAGGCAGAGGGUAAGGGUGAGGCUGCGCAGUGUAUAUGGUUGGCGCGAGUGAAGCCUGAGGAUUGUGAGAAUAUUAUUAAGUACACGGUGCUGCAAGGGAAGGUGGUGAAGCCGGAAAGGCAACUGCGAGGUGGAUUUGAUCGGUGCAAACAGCUAGCUAGUUGGUAA